AUGGAGGUCAUUCUCUGGGCCAUUUCUAGUGUAUUUCGCUGGAUGCGUCUGAAAAUUUACCAGUAUGAGGUGACAUUCGCCAUCUACAUGCUUACGCCCAUCGAGAAGCUCAUCUUCAACACGCUCCUCCUCACCCUUAUCACCAUGGUUGCCGCCGGAAUCUACAUCUACCUCCCCGACCACCUCCGCGCCAUCUACGGCCGCCUCUACUACUACUGGGCUGGCGAGCGCCUGUUCAACUCCGGCCGGCUAUCAAUCAGCUCUGUCUUCGGAGAGAGCGCCACGGCAAUCGGCGGUAUGGUGUACGAGACUGCGAAGAAUGCUGCUGCCACCACGACCCAGCGCAUGGAGCGCAUGGCGGAACUGUGA
This is a messenger RNA of Penicillium soppii, 369 nucleotides long. Its product is annotated as serine palmitoyltransferase small subunit family protein. The transcript has 2 exons. Bases 1 to 369 code for a protein of 122 amino acids. NCBI's taxonomy places the organism in Eukaryota, Fungi, Ascomycota, Eurotiomycetes, Eurotiales, Aspergillaceae. The record is from RefSeq and is a predicted model, not a curated record.